Impatiens glandulifera is the source of this 526-nucleotide messenger RNA. RefSeq lists its product as uncharacterized. Gene Ontology annotation, molecular function: calcium ion binding. NCBI's taxonomy places the organism in Eukaryota, Viridiplantae, Streptophyta, Magnoliopsida, Ericales, Balsaminaceae. The record is from RefSeq and is a predicted model, not a curated record. The coding region runs from base 35 to 460 and encodes 141 amino acids. The transcript has a single exon.
UGAAAUACAAAAGAUAAAAUAGAGAGAGAAAAAAAUGGGAGUAGUGAUAAUCGAUGGAUCAACAAUUAGGUCUUUCGUGGAAGACGAAGAUGAAUUCACCAAAAGCAUAAACGAAUCGUUUAAAGCACUAGAUAUCAAUUCAGACGGCGUUCUUUCUAGGUCAGAAUUGAGGAAAUCAUUUGAAUCUAUGCGUUUACUAGAAACCCACUUUGGAGUCGACAUCUCUACUCCACCUGAAGAACUUACAAAGCUAUAUGAUUCCAUUUUUGAAAAGUUCGAUUUCGAUCACAACGGAACUGUGGAUCUAGAUGAGUUUAAGAACGAGAUGAAAAUGAUUCUAUUAGCUAUAGCUGAUGGUCUUGGAUCUUCUCCAAUUCAGAUGGCUUUGGAAGAUGAUGAACAGAGUUUCCUCAAACAUGCUGCGGAUCUUGAAGCAUCGAAGUUUUCAUCAUCAUCAUGAUUGAACUGAUUUUAUGAGGUUUGUGUUAAUUAUAGUUUUAAAUAAAGAGAAUUUGUUUGAUUCUCA